UACCAGUCUCGCUGCGGCUGCCCGUCUGCCUGCUCGGCCAUAGCUUAGUGAGCGGCGCUACUGGCCGGACGUGUUUUGCGCGAACCCCAGCUUUGAGGGCGCUUUUGGGAGCUUUUGUCUGCGCGCGUGACACUGAUUAGGUUUGCGCCGUGCGCAAGGGAAGCAACGCAACAGGUGUUCCGGUGUUGCGGAUCUGCGUCAUCUUUUUGCGGGCUUUCGUUGUUGUUUGUUUCUGUUUUAAUUUGCUUGUUUGCGGUGGGUGUACCCGUGCGCGGCGGGUCCGUCUUUCCUGCGUAAGCAGCAGCCGCGCCAAACUGCCGACGCUCGCGCGCAGCGGUGACGUACCUCGGUUUUGGACGACGGUGGAUGUUAGUUCCGGUAAAGGUCGAAGGUAGUUCCGCGUACCACCGAAAAAAAAGGUGGCCCACGGGUGCAAUUGUCGGGCCGUGUCGGUUGUCUUGCUCUUGCUCUUGCCGAGUAGUGGCUGUUUUAAGAAGCAACCGCGCGGGCUCUGCGCGCCCCUUAACGUAUGUAAAGUUUGUUGUAAAGUGAAUGGUGGUAAAACCCUCACCUCCCCCUCCCCCGGUGCGCACUGUUUCGUUGGGCAUGCCGGGUUGGUAGUUGCCGCGUGGUCCAUCAACUGCUGCGUUUGUGCCCCCUUUUUUUUUUUUGGUGGAGAUGUGUAAUGGUGGGGACGCGAAGGGUGUUCUAGCCUUCGGUGGAUUAAGUGCGAUCUAAUAAGUGGUUCUGUGGACGUGUCUUGCUGUAUGUGUAGUUUUCCGUUUCUGAAUGUGUGCUUUGUUUGUUUUUGUUUUUUUUUUUAUUAUUUCAAAUCUUAAUCAAGAGAUCUCCAACGUCCAGACGUGCGUGUGUUUUGCCAUACAUUGGUUCACCGCCAAUUGUCCCUUGCUUUUGCCUCGCAUCGGCUGCAUCAUUAACGUCAGGACGAAACGACCCCCCCAAUCAAUCAAUCUAGUUUUGUGUGUAUUUUGUGAAAUCUUUGGAAAUCUUACUCACCUUGCGCUGUGCCGUGCAAAACGCCAAAUGCGGUGCCACACUCGCGUGUGAGAGACGAUUCCUCCUUUCCCGGUAGACGACUACCACGACGACUUAGCAAAAGUACGAUGUCUCUGCACGAAUGGUAUCGCAGGCGGGAGCGGGGACUGCCGGCACGCAUCGGCGACACCGACAUGAUCUACCGCACCAUCUUCCGGUCGCUGCAGCCGAGGGCACUGUCGGCCGAGCUGUCACACCCUUACCGGUGCGGGCAGGACAGCGGGGCCAUCUGCAAUCUGGAGUUUUCGCCCGAUGGGACGCUGCUGGCCGCUGCCUGUGAAUAUAAAUCGAUCGUGCUGUUCGAUCCGCUCGCAGAAAAGCAGGUGAGCGCCGUCAGCAAUGCCCACGACGGCAGCGUCAACUGCAUCAAAUUCGUCGACAGCCGUACCUUUGCGUCCUGCUCGGACGACACCACGGUUGCGCUGUGGGACGCGCGCAACCUCUCGACCAAGCUGCGCACGCUGCGCGGCCACAGCGGCUGGGUGAAGAACAUCGAGUACGCGAGGGGGGCCGGCGUGCUGCUCUCCUCCGGGCUGGACGGGCUGGUGUACGCCUGGGAGCUGAACAACAGCACCGAGCAGGGCUGCACCUACCAGCGGCUGCUGUACAUGCCCGGGCUGAUGCGGUGCCGGCUCGCGCCGGACGAGUCGCGGCUAGUGCUCUGCACCGGCACCGGCUACCUGAUGCUGGUGCACGACCUCGACCUGGCCAGCCUGGCCGGUGAUCUCGUCGACUUUCGCCCAAACAUACAACGACUGAACCUGAUGCGCAAGCAACGGGUCCCGCUGGGCGCACGCAAGACUCCCGCGGUCUCCCACAGAAGAAAGAGAAAUCGUAUCGAGUUUGUGAGCGACUUUCCACCCGGCGACGAUGCGGAAAUGAUUAGCGGCUUGACGCUACAUCCUCAAGGUUGGUGUGCUCUUAGUAGAAAUAUUUCAUACGACGAAAAAACAGAGUGGUCUGUAGUGCACGAUAUACAAAGCUGGAGCGAGAAUGAGGAUGAAUCGGACACGGAGAAGCAGGAAUCGGAUGAACUGAACACGGAGGAUAGCCAAGAGCCCGUGCAGGAAGAUGCGUCCCACCAGGAGCGAAGCAGCUGCAACCGAUCGAUGGAGGGUUUCGGGAGAGAUCCUAAGCGAGAACCAAGCGAAACGGUACUAACGGACGCGACAUGGUGCAACGGAGCUACCGAGCGGAAUGUGAUCAACAAUGCCUUUCCCAGUCACUCAGGUGCUCCGUGCUCCAGACUUGCUGAAGUUCCGAUGCAACCCACCAUAAGACUGUCGCCGCCCGCCAAGGGAGGCCGGACCGGGUCCGCGUGGUCGGAACCGGUAGCCAGCAAGCGGACGGCCGGGAACGGUACGGACGGGACCGGCACCCGGCUGCUCUACUACAUCCAGGAGUCGAACAAGGUGGAGGGCUACAUGCGGGAGGCGUGCUUCUCGCCGGACGGGCGGGUCAUCUGUUCGCCGCACGAUGACUACGGCGUGCGGUUGCUGGCGUUCAACGAGCAGUGCAACGAGAUGCGGUACGCGCGCCAGUGUCUGGCGAGCGGCAGCGAACCGGCACCGCUGCGGGAGCUCAGGUACAAGCCGUGCUAUCCGCACGUUGUCAUCAGCAGCCAGUUCAGUCCCCGGUUUCCGCUGCUCGUGACCGGAUGUCUGCUGGGGAACGUUGUCUGGAAUCUGCCAGUGUUAAGCUAGGGUUUGUGCCGUUGACCGUUAACCGCUUGUGGAGCGGCGGUACUGAACUGAAGUAUACGAGAAGAACACAGUGGGAGAAGGGGAGAGGGAAAGGUAGGAGCGAGGGUUUGGGAAAAUGUAAAAUAAAUCGUGGAAAAAACACACCAAUGUACAAAAACAAA
Anopheles merus is the source of this 2920-nucleotide messenger RNA. RefSeq names its product DDB1- and CUL4-associated factor 10 homolog. Gene Ontology annotation, molecular function: protein binding. The record is from RefSeq and is a predicted model, not a curated record. NCBI's taxonomy places the organism in Eukaryota, Metazoa, Arthropoda, Insecta, Diptera, Culicidae. The transcript is spliced from 8 exons. The coding region runs from base 1125 to 2759 and encodes 544 amino acids. Gene Ontology annotation, cellular component: Cul4-RING E3 ubiquitin ligase complex.